Molecule: messenger RNA, 2689 nt
Organism: Solea senegalensis (Senegalese sole)
Lineage: Eukaryota; Metazoa; Chordata; Actinopteri; Pleuronectiformes; Soleidae
Gene: fbxl6
Product: F-box and leucine-rich repeat protein 6
Exons: 10
Coding region: 139-1860 (573 amino acids)
Biological process (GO): SCF-dependent proteasomal ubiquitin-dependent protein catabolic process
Cellular component (GO): SCF ubiquitin ligase complex
Molecular function (GO): protein binding
Source: RefSeq, a predicted model, not a curated record
ACAGUGAAGUGCAUUGUGGGAUUACUACUGUGACUGGAGGAGGUGGCUAACAGACCAGGCGCUAACAGGAGCAGACGCUGAUGUCAUUACUCAAGAUUCCUUGGAAUUGUGCCAAUUGUAAAGACUAAAUAGCAGUAUAUGAUGAAUUCUCCUGAGGCAGAAUCUUCAACCCACAGUGAAAGCAAUGACAAAGCUGCCCCAAGUACUUCAAAUGUGUCGGGUCAAGAAGAAAACGUACCAAAGUCAGAGAAGUCACCUCUGAAGAGGAAAUCUGCUGGGCCAAAAAAUGCAAAGACUAAGAAGCAUAAAAAGGCGAGAGUUUCCAGGUCUGCCCAGCUUGGUUACACUGUCCAUCAAGGAGAAGACAUGCUCCUCGUCAUAUCAAAUGCCUCCUCUCAGUAUGAUGGUUCUGUCUGGAAGCCACAGAAGAGGAGAAUCAAGAAGAAAACAGUUGUUAAAGGAAAGGUAAAAUCCACACAGGUUAAGAAAUUAAAGACAGUACGUGCCAAACCGAAGCCAGCAAAUAAUCCAGUUACCAAAACAGAGGAAGACACUGCUGCUUUUGUGCCUCAAAAACCGGUGGACCACAGAUGGGGUCAAAGUCUACCAGAGGAGGUGUUAGUAAAUAUAUUUAACAUGGUGGUCGUUCAAGAUGGGGCCGUGCCAUUCUUAUGCAGAGUGGGCAGAGUGUGUCGACUGUGGAACGCUGCUGCCUCCAGUCCUGUCCUGUGGCGGAAAGUGUGUGUAAGUCACUGCUGGAUCGCAUCCGGAAAAAAACAACUACCUAAAACUGAGAAGAAAAUUAAGGAGACUUUUGACUGGCUGGCACAAAACAGAUUUUCUCAGCUGCGAGACUUCUCUCUCUGUCACUGGUCAAAGAAUGCUAAUUAUGCAGUAGAGGUUGUUUCACAGUCCUGCCCUCACCUUCGCUCCCUGAAACUCUCUUACUGCACAGGCCUGACAGCAGGAGCAUUCCAAAUCCUUGGUCAGCACAGCAGCUCACUGCAGAGCAUAAAUCUUCAGUAUUCAGAGUUUCAGGUUGAAGGACUUCUUGAGUACCUUGAAAACCAUGGACGUCAGAUCAAGCAAAUUUUGUUCACUCAUGCACUAAAGAAUGACCGACUUCUGGCUGCGUUAUCUAGGGGAUGCUGUCCCGAUUUGGAGUUGCUGGAGGUGAAUACAAAACUCGACAGUAAAAACUGUGAACUUUCCAUUUGCAUUCACGCACUGCAGACGGCAUGCCCGAAACUCAAGACCUUCCGGAUGCUGAACGUCCGACCUCUACAUAAGACGGUGCGCAGCGGUGCUGAUUCCACGUCAGGCUUUCCGUUGUUGGAGGAGCUGUGUAUUGCAACUACGUCUUACUCCUACAUGACCGACAAAGACCUGCUGGACAUUCUCUUCAGCUCCACCAGGCUGCGGGUACUGGACUUGCGAGGCUGUUCGCGAAUAACACCACCCGGUCUUGCAACAUUACCCUGUCCUGAGCUUGAGUGUCUUUUCUGGGGACAGUAUUUCAGCAGCCAUAUCGGGCUGCCAUCACCAAAGAAGGGUCUUCACAUGGUGACCCAGAAGUGGAGUCAGACGUUGCAGCAGCUGGACAUCGCAAAUCAGCUCUUUUCAGAGGAGGAUUUGGAGAUCGCAAUGAGAAACCUCGCUGAGGCCACAGAGGCGGACAAGCUGCGUUCACUCAACCUGAGUGGAACAAGGAUCACACCACCUGCCCUCAGGUCAGUUGUUGGCCAAAUGACUGGACUUAACUACCUCAACCUGUCAUCCUGCCGUUACCUUCCACGAGGAGUAAAGAGAAUUUACCGUGGCCAAGAAGACAUUCACCAACUGUUGGACAAACUGGAGUAGUUCUGCUCUUCGUUAGUCCGUCAAAAACUCGCAAACUGAUUUGAAAAGACACUUGAAAAUAAUGAAACAUUCCUCUUUGUGGAUUACUGUAUAUGCUUUAGGUAAUAGUGUGUUUUUUUACACUGGUUUGUUAUUGUAAAUGUUUCUUAAUGUGUAUAUUGUUCACAUGUAACAGAUGCUAAAGCACUCCUUUAUUGUGAGAGGGCAGAAACCAGAGGUUUGGAAUCCUGCUGUUGCUGCUGCUGCUGCUGCUGCUGCUGUAUUAAGGCCAGGUAAGAGUCCGUAACAGCACAGUCGAGUCUAAUUCAGAUACAUUUAAGUUAAAAAUGCAUUAAUUCAUUUGAAAUCCUUAAUUUAAAUUUUUGAGCCAAACACUGGUACUUUUCUCUAUAGAUUGGAAAUAAAAUGCAACUCAGUUAUCCCAACACUUUUUUAUAAAAGUUUCCACAAGUGCAUUACACAUGUAGGUCUCAUUGCAUUCACACUCAUACUAGUUCAUAUUAAUCUCAACUCCACUUCAUGUAGAUUACAUCUUGAGACUGCACUGGUGUUGGUCUGCCAUAUUUGUUAUCUUUUUUGCACUGUUCUAAUGGCUCUGUGGUAUAAUAUUGUUCUAAUGUUCAUCAGUCAAUACAUUAAAUUUGCAAAUCAUUAAGCUUUAAGUUUCAACAUUUAAAUUUAAAUUUACUUUUUAAAUUACAAAUCUUGUAAUAACUGGACUGGAACUGCUUAGAUGUCAAUGAAAACAGGGGCUGGGGUUGUUCUCAAUAACUUGUGUAUAUCAGAAUUUCUCAAAUUACCCUUUUUCUACACUUUUUACGUUGGAUAA